AAUAUGGCGUCUGCUAGCUGGAAUCGUGAGACGAAAGCAAGGUUAAACGAGAAGAUUGGUGUUACGAUUAAUGAUUUGGGUUCACUGACAAGACAGGUUAUUCGAGGAUCCAAAUCGUCAGAGCUUUUAGCGCAGGCUGCAAAGAACUUUGCUUCACAAGAGAAUUAUAUUCACCAUUCUGCUGAGACUUUAAAGAAGAUGGACCAUAUUAAGUCACAGCUUGAAUUCCAACAAUCUGCAAUUGAAAGAAGCAUGUCCAAUUUGGAUGACGUUCAAGAUGAACUUAAAACAAUUAGACGAUGACACUGCAGCCGAUUAUUCCAAAAAACGGGAUGAGACUGUUUAUAUAUUUGUUCAGUGAUCUUCAUCCGUCGGAUACAUAGAGAAUACUACACUCGUUUUUGCUAGAUAUCACUUUUACGAAACUCAUGAACUUCCCAUGGUAUCGAACUCACUUUCGUUCCGUCAGAUACCAUGGAAAGUUCACGUUUCGUAAAAAUUAUAUCCAGCGAAAACUAGUGUUGUAUUUUAUUUAUUACCCACCUUUUAAUAAUAUAAAAUCUGACAAUAACUUCCAACAUAACUCAACGAGACAUACGAAUACACAGAGCUAAGUACAGGGAAGAUGACGUCGCUUACCAAAAUGACAAUCAUUUAGAAACUAAUACGUACCACCAGGUGCAUACAACUUUUGUAGGACACCGCUAUAUCUUCAACAGGUGGGUAAUAAAAUGCCAGCUGAAUUAGUUCACUUGUCAGUUGAGUUACAUUGAAGUGGAGAUGUUACAUGUAUCCAUUCAGGCUCUGAGCCCAAAAAUGGCAAAUUUGAACAACUCUAAAAGUUAUGCUUGGAUUCUACAGAACAAUUCAAGUGUGCUUAUGUCUGUAUUGAGUUAAUGGCACAAACUACAAUUAUUUAUUUGAUAAUUAUAUAUUAAUUUUUACAUUUAUUAUAGAUUCAUUAACACUUCUUUUUUUAAUGUAUCGAAUGUCAGAUUGUUUGGAGGUGGACAGGUGGAGUGUGAAUGAAGUAUGUUGUUUUAGUGAUAUAAUUGUUGAAUUUGUAAUAUUAAUAAUUGUUUGUAAAAUUCAUUCUAUUAUUGUCUUGACUUGAUGAAGUCGGAAAGUGAAACAGCAGUGUUUGUCAUAUCAGCUUUGUGCUUAUUUCAGCAUUACAUCAUGAAACUUUUGUCAAUUAAUUGCUAAACAUGUGGAUGUUCUUCUUAAUGCAUGUUAAAAAAAGAACUUUAUUUUUUUUAAAUAUCACUAAACUGUUACCAUAUGGGGUUAUAGCAGGCAGUACUUUAUUAAUGGUUGAAGGGGCGGGACGUAGUCCAGUGGUGAAGCACUCGCUUGAUGCACGGUUGGUCUGGGAUCGAUCCCUGUCGGUGAGCCCAUUGGGCUAUUUCUCAUUCCAGCCAGUGCACGACGACUGGUAUAU
This is a messenger RNA of Gigantopelta aegis, 1441 nucleotides long. Its product is annotated as BLOC-1-related complex subunit 7-like. The transcript has 5 exons. Lineage: Eukaryota; Metazoa; Mollusca; Gastropoda; Neomphalida; Peltospiridae. The record is from RefSeq and is a predicted model, not a curated record. The coding region runs from base 4 to 303 and encodes 99 amino acids. Gene Ontology annotation, cellular component: BORC complex.